This is a messenger RNA of Trifolium pratense (red clover), 4938 nucleotides long. RefSeq names its product DExH-box ATP-dependent RNA helicase DExH3-like. Bases 1162 to 4578 code for a protein of 1138 amino acids. Gene Ontology annotation, molecular function: ATP binding; RNA binding. The transcript has 19 exons. Lineage: Eukaryota; Viridiplantae; Streptophyta; Magnoliopsida; Fabales; Fabaceae. The record is from RefSeq and is a predicted model, not a curated record. Gene Ontology annotation, cellular component: intracellular anatomical structure; nucleus.
AUCCUCCAGCACACCACAUACUUCAAAACCCUUUCUCACAUAAAAAUUCGACAUUUGUGCUGGGAAAUUUGUAAAGUAAAAGGAAACGUACCGUUUAAGAGUGGAUCCCGAAACACCACCGCCAUUUUCAUUCUCAAACGGCACUACAGGCACUGUAUCUCCUUUCCUCUGACUAACAUCCAAAUUCACAUCACCUCCAUUUAACUUAUUACUUCCAACACCAGUCCGAGCAUUUUCCUUCGCAGCACCAUCACUAGUACUCAUAUCACAGCUUACGUUUCCUUGCACCUCACCAUUAACAACGACCUCUCUUCCUUCUUCCUCCAUCCACCCAAUUUUGCUUCGACCUGCACCACCAAGAACAGAGCCUGUGCGAUCGCGGCCUUCCUCCUUCUUCCGGCCAUCUCUUCCGAUCUCCAUCGCACGCUCUAUUCUUUCUUCCUCCUUCCGUCCAUCGCUGCCUUCCUCCCUAGCCACCGCUAGCUCGCCGUUCAAAUCAAGCCGUCGCCGUGCUUUUCCAGAAACAGAGUCUGAACGAUGAAGAUUGGAUGAAGAUCGCGCGUAAUUCCUCUUGCCUGAUCUGUGAAUUGCGUCCGUCCCUCUAUUGUAACGUGAUCUACUUCUUCCUAAUCGAUUGUGAUCAUUCGCAAGGAAUUUAGGAUCGUGAUAUCGUUCGAUUGAGAAAUCCCGUCCAGAUUUUGAGUACUCAAAGUUUUUGCAUCCUCUGUUCUGUCUGUGUCUGUCAAAUCCCUCUUCAUCUUGUCGCAGCGCUUUCCUACGUCGCCGUCUCACCUAGGUCCAUUCUCCACUAUCGGCUGAAGCCCCACCCCUUUUCUGCCUCGCUUUCGGUGAAGGCGGUGACCGUGACGGCCGCCCUAGGCUUGCCCUAGAUGCAGCGGAGUUCUUUCUCUCUCUACCUCUCUCUCUCUCAUAAUUUUUCCUUUAUAAACGAAUUUAGUUGUGUAGAGAUUUUAUUUACCCGUAGCCAACCGCACUGUUAACCCGCAAUCCGAAAAAACGCACCCGAAGAACCCUAAUUGCAGUAUCGUUCAUUCCCAUUUUUCCAUUGACGAAAGCAAAACAACAAAUCUUAGCAUUCUUCCAUUGACGAAAACAAAGCAUCAUCACCACCGCGAUGCCUGAACCUCACACUUCACAACAAUGCAUAAUCCUAAAUCCGCAGCGUCUUUCCUCAUAGCACGUGCCAAGUCUCUUCAACUUCGCCACCAUAACUAUCGCUUUCUCGCUUCAACUUCACGCUCACUCUUAUUCUCCUCGCCUCGCUUCUUUUCUGGAUAUUACAAUAUCGAACAGUUCUCUGAUGAUGAAUAUGAUUGUGAUUUUGAGAAUCACCAGGCAUCGUCUACGGUCGCCAAUGUGGAUGAGUGGAAAUGGAAACUCAGUAUGUUGUUACGGAACGAAAAGGAUCAAGAGAUUGUAUCAAGAGACAAAAGAGAUAGGAGAGACUAUGAACAAAUCGCUAACCUUGCCAAAAGAAUGGGACUUUACAGUGAGGUGUUUGGAAAAGUAGUUGUUGCAAGCAAGGUGCCUCUUCCUAACUACCGACCAGAUUUGGAUGACAAACGUCCACAAAGAGAGGUGGUGAUUCCACUUAGUUUGCAACGGAGGGUGGAAGGUUUGGUGCAGGAGUAUCUUGAUAGACUACAACUAAAUUCCGAAAAGACAAUUGACUCUCUGGAUAAUGUGAAUUCCAAAAAUCAGGUUAAAGAUAUAGACAUGGAUGAAAAUGCCAAUUCUUUUGUGGAUGAAUCUGUUAUGGAAAAGGUGCUCCAGAAGAGGAGUUUGAGGAUGCGUAAUAUGCAAAGAUCUUGGCAGGAAUCACCUGAAGGCAAGAAGAUGCUGGAAUUCCGGAAGUCUCUACCAGCAUUUAGGGAGAAGGAAGGUUUACUUCAAGCUAUAGCACGUAAUCAGGUUAUAGUUAUAUCCGGAGAGACUGGAUGUGGUAAAACUACUCAACUUCCUCAGUAUAUAUUAGAGUCAGAGAUAGAGUCCGGCCGCGGGGCAUUUUGCAGUAUUAUUUGCACACAGCCUCGAAGGAUAUCUGCUAUGGCAGUGUCUGAGAGAGUGUCAGCAGAGAGAGGAGAGUCUCUGGGUGAAACAGUUGGUUUCAAAGUUCGGUUAGAAGGAAUGAGAGGGAAAAAUACCCAUCUGCUAUUUUGUACUAGUGGUAUAUUACUCCGAAGGUUGCUGAGUGAUCGAAACCUGAGUGGUAUAACCCAUGUGUUUGUGGAUGAAAUUCACGAGCGAGGCAUGAAUGAAGACUUCUUACUGAUUGUGUUGAAGGAUCUUCUUCCACGUCGUCGUGAUUUAAGAUUGGUAUUGAUGAGUGCCACUUUGAAUGCUGAACUUUUUUCAAAUUAUUUUGGAGGUGCACCGACAUUUCAUAUCCCGGGUUUCACCUAUCCUGUAAGAGCUCACUUUUUAGAAGAUGUUUUGGAAUUUACUGGAUAUAAGUUGACAUCUUUCAACCAAGUUGAUGAUUAUGGUCAAGAUAAAUUGUGGAAAACACAAAAGCAGCUUGCACCACGGAAGAGGAAAAACCAGAUCACUGCUCUUGUUGACGAUGCUCUUUCUAAAUCAAGUUUUGAGAACUACAGUCCCAAGACACGCGAUUCAUUAUCUUCAUGGGCUCCCGACUGCAUAGGAUUUAAUCUCAUUGAGGCUGUUCUCUGCCAUAUAUGUCGGAAGGAACGACCAGGUGCCGUCUUAGUAUUUAUGACUGGGUGGGAGGAUAUAAGUUGUUUAAGAGAUCAACUUAAAGCACACCCUCUUUUAGGAGAUCCGAACAGGGUUCUGCUUCAAACAUGCCAUGGUUCAAUGGCAACUUCUGAACAGAAACUCAUCUUUGAUAAACCACCUCCAAAUGUAAGGAAAAUAGUAAUUGCUACAAAUAUGGCAGAGGCAAGUAUUACGAUCAAUGACAUAGUUUUUGUCAUAGACUGUGGAAAGGCAAAAGAGACUACUUAUGAUGCUUUGAAUAACACACCAUGUCUACUACCUUCUUGGAUAUCACAAGCAUCUGCACGGCAGAGAAGAGGCAGAGCUGGUCGUGUGCAGCCAGGAGAAUGCUACCACCUUUACCCUAAAUGUGUUUAUGAAGCCUUUUCUGAAUAUCAACUUCCGGAACUUUUGAGAACACCCUUGAACUCUCUUUGCUUGCAAAUAAAAAGUUUGCAGGUUGAGAGCAUUGGAGAAUUCCUAUCAUCAGCUUUGCAGGCACCAGAGCCACGUACCGUCCAAAAUGCUAUUGAUUUUCUAACGAUGAUUGGAGCAUUAGAUGAAAAAGAAAAUCUUACCAAUCUUGGGAAAUUUCUCUCGAUACUUCCUGUUGAUCCCAAGCUGGGAAAAAUGCUGAUAAUGGGAGCUAUAUUUCGGUGCUUUGAUCCUGUUCUUACAAUAGUUGCUGGCCUUAGUGUCAGGGAUCCUUUCCUUUUGCCCCAAGACAAGAGAGAAUUAGCAGGGACUGCAAAGUCUAGAUUUUCUGCUAAAGAUUACAGUGAUCAUAUGGCUCUUGUUCGAGCAUAUGAAGGAUGGAAAGAUGCUGAAAGAGAAGGAUCAGCUUAUGAAUACUGCUGGAGAAAUUUUCUUUCUGCCCAAACUCUUCAGGCAAUUCAUUCACUUCGAAAACAGUUCAGCUUCAUCUUGAAAGAAGCUGGCUUGGUAGAUACAGAUUCAAGCAUUAAUAACAAAUUGAGCCAUAAUCAAUCUCUUGUCCGUGCAGUCAUAUGUUCUGGACUCUUUCCUGGCAUAGCAUCGGUGGUGCAUAGGGAGACAUCCAUGUCAUUUAAGACAAUGGACGAUGGCCAGGUUUUAUUAUAUGCAAAUUCAGUGAACUCACGUUACCAGACUAUUCCUUACCCAUGGUUGGUUUUCGGUGAGAAAGUAAAGGUAAAUGCUGUUUUCAUCCGUGAUUCCACAGGUGUAUCUGAUUCAAUACUUAUCCUAUUUGGUGGCGCUCUAAGUAAUGGAAUACAGGCAGGGCAUCUGAAAAUGUUAGAUGGGUACGUUGACUUCUUUUUGGAUCCUAAUUUAGCUGACUGCUAUUUGAAGCUUAAGGAUGAACUAGAUAAGCUUAUCCAAAAGAAGCUAGAAGAUCCUGGCAUUGACAUUCACAAGGAAGGGAAGUACUUGAUGCUUGCUGUUCAAGAGUUGGUCUCAGGGGAUCAGUGUGAAGGAAGAUUUGUAUUUGGUCGUGACAGCCGGAAGCCUAAGGCCUCUAACGACGAGAAUAAAUUCACAAAAGAUGGGACAAACCCCAAAAGCUUGCUGCAAACACUUUUGAUGCGAGCAGGGCACACCCCACCAAAAUACAAAACAAGACAUCUCAAGACAAAUGAGUUCAGGGCAUUGGUAGAGUUUAAAGGAAUGCAAUUUGUUGGCAAACCUAAAAGAAAUAAGCAGCUUGCAGAAAGGGAUGCUGCCAUAGAGGCACUGGCUUGGUUAACUCACACCUCAGACAAUACUCAACAUGAAGAUGAUAAAUCUCCUCCUGAUGUUACUGACAACAUGUUAAAACUCCUAGGGAAGCGUAGAAAAUCAAAACGACAUUUUGAUUGACUUGUUAUCCCUUAAUGGUUUAUCCCUUAGGUUAGUUUAUCCCUUAGGUUAGUUUAUCCCAUUCAUUUAUCUUCACGGAUAAGUAGCUUAGCGCAUUGUUGUUUAUUGCAUGAGGAUUGGGUUUGAUUUUCUCUCAUUUUUAUUCUUUGUAAUUUACCAACCCUUAGAUUAAGAAAAAGGAGAGAAAAUAUGAGGGAAAAUUGGAGAGGAUCCAAACCCCCGAAUUUAUCUUUGUGAUAUUAGAUUUCUCUUUGUUUUCUCAUUUUCCCCUUUUUUGAGGGGUUGAAAAUUGUUCAGGAACCUUUAGUUAAUUUAAGGCAUCCAGUUUUAGCAGUUUGUUUGUACUUGAAAGGUUGAUUG